CGCGCUGGAAAGGAUCCCGCCACGAGUAUUGCAACGCGGAGAGGACAAGGGCGACCGCGCCGCAGCGAUUUCAUGCCGCGACCAGAUGCACGGGCAGCGAGCGGCACAGCGCGGCCAACACGCGGCCCGCCAACUCACCCGUCGGUGGUCCGCGUCCACUCGCCUUCCGUCUCCGACCUCAGCUCGCUCAUCGCCACGGGUGAGCCGUUCGUCGCCUCGGGGCUGCUCUCGGGCUGGGCCGCUCUCGGCUGGACGCCUCGCGGCCUCGCCUCCUCGCCGCUGGGCGCGGCCGAGACGUGUGUGCGCCUCCACCGAAUUGCGCCGCUGGCGGUGCCGUUCGAGGGCGAAGGCGUCUACGUGCAGGCCACGCUCGCCGAGUUUGGGCGCUGGCUCGAGGGCGGUGGCUCGAGGGCGGGACUUGACGGCGGUAACUUGAGUGCCUUCCCGCGCUCCGAAUACACCGGCUACUGCGACUACCAGGAGAUGGCGGCGCUGUUUGCGAGCGAGCCGGACGCGCUCGCGGCAGUGGACUGGUCGCACGUCCUCGCCGCCGCGCACCUCUCCGAAGUCGUCGCGAGCGGCGCCGACUCGCACGCAGCCGACGGCUCGCGCUCGACGCUGUGGCUGGGUUCAGAGGGCGCGGGCACGCCGGCGCACUACGACGCGUACGGCGUCAACUUUGUGGCGCAGUGUGCCGGAGCCAAGCGCUGGCGGCUGAGCCCGCCGCCGGGCUGCGAAAGGGAACGGGGCGGAGACGCGGCGUGGCCGCUGCGGCCGACCCGUGUGCCUUAUGAGGAGAGCUCGGUCUUUGCGCGCUCCGACGACUCCGGGCGCAGCAGCUGCCCCCAGCUGAGCUGCCCCUCCUCCCGCCCCUCGUCUUGGCUGUACGAGGUCGAGCUGUGCGCCGGCGAGACGCUCUUCGUGCCUCGGCACUGGUGGCACGCCGUCGUCACCACCAGCCGCCACUCUCUCUCCAUCAACACCUGGCUCGAGGCCGCGCAGGACACCGCUGAGCGAGUGCGCGAGGCGGUCGUCCGGCUGCUCGCUUCGGCGCUGAUCCGAGCGGCGCGGCGCGCCAUGUCCGCCGAGGACUUGCGGCCGGCGGAGGAGCCCGCCUGCGGGUGGGUCAACCCGACCGAGCAGCUGUCCGAGUCGGCAGGCGACGACCUCGCCCUCCUCAGCGGCGCUGUGGCGCGAGUUGGCGGGGCCGGGGGGAGCCCGAGGUUGCCCGAGAUUACCCGAGAUCUGGAGCGACUUGGCGGGGCGGGAGGCGAGGCGGGCGCCGGAGGAGGCGGCGAGGCUGGUGGCGGCGAGGCUGGUGGUGGAGGCGGUGGUGGCGGCGGGGGUGGCGGUAGUGGCGGCGGAGGCGGCGGAGGCGGUGGCGGUGGCGGCGGGGGUGGCGACGGUGGAGGUGGUGGCGGGGGCGGCGGCAGGGCGUCGGAGGGCGGCGAGGAGGGCGGUGCGCAGGGCGAGGGCGGGGUCUGCCUUCUCUGCGCCCCGCGGCCACCGCACCCGCAGGCAGGGCUUCCCCCUUCGCUCCCGCCUCCGCUCCCGCCUUCGCUCUCCAUGUCGGACGUCGUCGGCGCACUCUGCAGCGGCCGCCCCCUCGUCGCGGCGGCGAGGGCGCUCGGCGCCGGCUCGCACUGGGGCGGCGCUGACGGCGGCGGCGCUGACGGCGGCGGCGCUGACGGCGGCGGCGCUGACGGCGGCGGCGCUGACGGCGAGGGCGCUGACGGCGAGGGCGGCGGCAGCGAGGGCGAGGGUGGCGAGGGCGGUGGCGGUGGCGGGGAGCAGCUCCGCGCGCCUCUCGUGCGGGCCGACUGUCCCCUUCGAUUUCUUUUUUAACCGCGCGUGUUUCUUUUUUAGGAGCGCCUCUCGCGCGGGCGCUUCGAUGCGCCCUCGUCAGCGUAGACAGCGCGGCGGGAGGCGCGCCGAGCCGGCAGCAACCCUUUGGCGAGGCGCUGGAGAGGCUGCGGUCUGCCCCGGGCGGGCGCCCCUCGAUCUCGAUCGGCGACGUGAUCGACGCUGUCUGCACGGGCGCGGGCCUCGACGAGGGCGUCCGCGCGCUGAGAGCCGCGUAUGAGCGGAAGCAGAGGGGGGGCGGGAAGCGCACCCUUGGCGCAGACGUGAGGAUUGGCAUGGGUUGGGAAUCGCAGGCAGGCGGCGUGUGCGCGGCAGGUUGUGACUGCAACCAGCAUGUGUGCAUCGUGGCCUGAAUUCUUUGACACAGCUCUGUGGGUCUCACGUCCCAGUUACAUGGGAUAGAGUUUCCAAACAAAUUGUGGA
Emiliania huxleyi CCMP1516 is the source of this 2286-nucleotide messenger RNA. RefSeq lists its product as hypothetical. The coding region runs from base 73 to 1845 and encodes 590 amino acids. The transcript is spliced from 4 exons. Lineage: Eukaryota; Haptophyta; Isochrysidales; Noelaerhabdaceae. Gene Ontology annotation, molecular function: 2-oxoglutarate-dependent dioxygenase activity. The record is from RefSeq and is a predicted model, not a curated record.